Zychaea mexicana is the source of this 2286-nucleotide messenger RNA. RefSeq lists its product as uncharacterized. The transcript is spliced from 15 exons. The record is from RefSeq and is a predicted model, not a curated record. Gene Ontology annotation, cellular component: cytosol. NCBI's taxonomy places the organism in Eukaryota, Fungi, Mucoromycota, Mucoromycetes, Mucorales, Lichtheimiaceae. Bases 372 to 2153 code for a protein of 593 amino acids. Gene Ontology annotation, molecular function: NADPH-hemoprotein reductase activity; FMN binding; flavin adenine dinucleotide binding.
CAGGUUAUACCAAAAUUAGCAAAUUAUGCCAAGAUAAUAAUGCGGUAUAUAAUGUACUAUAUAUGCUUUUCAAACUGUUUCUACUAGUUACUGAAACGGACACUUUCGGGAUACGAUACACACAAAGCAGACAUAUGUCAACUAAGCAGAUGCAGUGAUCGUGCUAAUAAUGACGACGACGAUGAUGAUGAUUCGCCGGAAUGAUCCGAGAAAAUAGAAAAUAUUGAUGCAGCAUAUCAACGUGUGAUGAGUUGCUUCAUCAGACUUUAUCUGAUCUUUUCUUUUCUCGCUCCUCCCAAAAUUCACUUUCCCCUUGCCCUCAUAUUGAAAGACGGCGCUACAACUACUGCAAAAACACCACGCAACGAAAUAUGUCGCAAUCGUACCACGAUCUCCUUGUACUCUUUGGAUCUGAGACCGGUUCUGCUGAAGAUGUCGCGGAGCGCAUCGGUAGACAAGCUCGCCGUCGACGAUUUCGUGCACGCGUGAUCGCCAUGGACGAUUACGACAAGAAUCAACUCAUUGAGGAAAAACUGGUGAUCUUUGUCUGUUCAACAACAGGCCAAGGUGACGAACCAUACAACAUGAAGAAAUUUUGGCGCUUUUUGUUGCGCAAAAACCUCCCACGAGACAUAUUGUCGAGCUUGGAUUGUGCCGUCUUUGGUUUGGGUGAUUCUUCCUAUGCAAAAUUCAACUACCCCGCGAAGAAGCUGUAUAAACGAUUGCAACAGCUUGGUGCUCGUAUGAUCCAUACCCGUGGCGAUGGUGAUGAUCAGCAUUAUCUCGGAUUGGAUGGCGCGCUGGAUCCUUGGUUGGAAGCAGUAUGGGCAGAAAUCAUGGAGAAAUACCCGCUUCCUCCUGGAGUAGAAGCGAUUCCAGAAGACAUAUUAUUAUCGCCUAGCUUACGCGUAGAGCUCUUGUCAAAUGAAAAUGGAAACUCCACGACAACGACUGAACAACAUACCGCAGUAAACACCGCCGAAGACGAGUUCAAUGUUGUAGUCAAAAGCAACGAACGGAUCACGGACACAAAGCAUUUUCAAGAUGUCCGACACCUUGUGCUCAAGCUCGAUUCCGAUGAAGCAAAAUAUGAGCCAGGAGAUAUUGCUACGUUUACACCGCAAAACAUCCCUGCCGAAGUGGAUUUGUUUUUGGAACAAAUGGAAUGGUCUGCUUUAGCUGACAGAUUGAUCCGUGUUCAUCAAGUAUCCGAGGAUCGCAAGGUACCGCACCACUGGCCAUAUGUCAUGACGUUCCGUGAGCUUUUUACAAAAUACCUCGAUAUUUUUGGUGUGCCACGACGUUCGUUCUUCGAGAUGCUGGCUCAUUUCACAGCAGACGAGCUGCAGACGGAGCGCCUACGUGAAUUUGCAUCUGCAGAGGGACAGGACGACAUGUUUGCCUAUUGUCAACGUCCUCGACGUACCGUAGCCGAAGUUUUGUUUGACUUUAAAUCAGCUACUAUUCCCCUAGAAUAUAUCUUGGAUGUAUUCCCCCUCAUCCGUCCUCGAUCAUUCUCUAUCGCUUCAAGUCUAAAGGCACAUCCUGGCGAAAUAGACCUUUGCAUCGCCAUUGUAAAAUACAAGACAAAGCUGAAGAUAAUCCGACGAGGUGUAUGUACAAAAUGGGUUUCCCAAUUAAACGCAGGUGAUACGAUUGAACGGGUACGAAUCACCAAAGGCACGAUGAAGCUUCCGCCUUCCCCGGAUACUCCUCUCAUUGCUAUUGGACCAGGAACGGGUGUGGCUCCUAUGCGUGCUUUCCUAGAACAGCGUAUGGUGGAUGGUGCUAAAGAAAACGUACUUGUUUUUGGUUGCCGAUAUCACGAUAAGGAUUACCAUUAUCGCAAACAAUGGGAGGAAUACGAAUCGCAAGGUUGUUUGAAGGUCCUUGCUGCCUUCUCAAGAGAUCAGGAUCAAAAACUAUAUGUACAGGACCGCAUACGUCAAGAAGGCAGUAUGCUAUGGGACCUUAUUGAGAAUAAGCAGGCCAAAAUCGUAUUGUCAGGAUCGGCAGGCAAGAUGCCUGAACAGGUUGCGUUCGCAUUGAAACAAGUGUUUAUGCAACAUGGAGGUUUGGAUGCCGGACAAGCUGAAAAUUACUUUAGCACUAUGAGCAAAACCGGCCAAUAUCAAGAAGAGUGCUGGAGUUAAUAAUGGCAACAACAAUACAUCGGACGUCAUAAACGACAAAUAUAUAUAUCAUAGAUUCUAUAUAUAAAAUUACUUUUAUUUGUACAUCAAGGCGAAAAAUAAAUGAAAAAUUAGGUGGAUCGAAUCGUCUCAG